AUGCAGCUCACAGCCGUACUCACGCUUUCAACCUCCCUGCUCGCAGGCCAUGUCUGGGCACUACACGCCGACCCCGAAAACCCAAUGGGCAUCCACAACCCAAACCUCUACAACAAUGAGCAUGCCCCAGCAUCCCACGGCCCAGCAUCCCACGCUCCCGCCGCCAAACCAGAAAUCCCAGCCUACAUGGCACCACUCGUCUCCUCCAUGGCCUCCGAAAUGGCCAUGUCCAUGAUGCACAAGCCCACAUCAACACUCUUGCAGGCAUCCAAGUCCCACGCCCCAGUAGCAUGGUCCAACGCCCCAAUGGCUCCACACCCAAACCUCCCAACCUACUCCGACGUGCCCAUGUAUUCCCAGGGCUCAAUGUAUUCCCACCUCGCCAUGUCUACUUCCGCCGUGUCAACCCCAUACGCCAUGUCCUCGCAGGCACCGUACUCUAACAUGUACAACUUGCCCAUGAGCUCAAUGCUCACAAAAGCCUCUUCGACUCCCUCCAGCUCCACGGCAAUGGCUACUUCCUCCGCUUCGCAUGCUUUGACCUAUGCUAAACAGCACUUCAACCAGCCCCAGCACUCUAAUUUCCAUCCCGCUCAGGCUCAGGCCCCAGGUGGGGGCGGUAUCGCGCCCAUUGCCCCAUUGACGCCGGGAUCUAAUGUUGCGCCUGUGCAGCUGAACUCUCAUCAUGGUUCUGAUGAGGGAAAUGCCUUCUGUUUGGGUCAGUGUUAUCCUAGUGAGGAGGAGGCGCAGUGUGAGAAGCCUAUGACUUCGCCUGUUUAUAGGCCUGCCCUGGGAUGCUACACUUGCUGUUUCACUGCUGGUGACUUCUAG
Molecule: messenger RNA, 831 nt
Organism: Penicillium atrosanguineum
Lineage: Eukaryota; Fungi; Ascomycota; Eurotiomycetes; Eurotiales; Aspergillaceae
Exons: 2
Coding region: 1-831 (276 amino acids)
Source: RefSeq, a predicted model, not a curated record